GCCCCCUGCCUCCCUCCCUCCCUCCCAAUCUCAGAGUCGGAGAACUGGAAAUUUGAAAAUUCUAAGGGGUUCGAUUUCCAGGAAUUAGUUUCUCCGUAAAUCCUUUCGAAUCGCGAAAUCGAAGGCUUCGGAAUUCUGAUAUUUUCUGGAAAAUCGUGUUCAAUCUCACGUUGAAUCUAGCGGCUAGGUUUGGAAAUGGGGCUCUCGCGCAGGAAGAAUGCUAUUCUCCGCGAGAUUUCGAAGGAAUUAGAGAACGGCCUUGUCGAAGAGGAGAAUCUCGAACGCUUGGAGAUUCUGGAGGAGAUUCUACGCGAAGAAGGUACGGAAAUUCCCGAAUCACUGAAAGAAGCAUACCGCCAAGUUGCAAUGGAGUGCACGGUGAGAUGUCUCCUUUAUGGGGUAGAUAUGAAAAGAAGUCUAAUCGAAGCGAUCAGAAGAAUAUGGACGAAGAGGGUAAUGGCGCUCUGCGAUAAAAGUAGUAGUCUGGUCACUCGUGAGCUCAGGGACGACUGCCGAAGACUGAAACUGGCCCUUACCGACGAAAAGGUUUGCGAUACGCUGAUAGAAUACCGUGCGAAGAACAAACCCUUGGUUUCCUUGAAGAAGCUUUUCUCUGAGCUACAUCGGGAAACGGGCGCUUCUGAACAUGAGGAGUCUCCGGAUGAAGCAGGAGAGGCAGAGGCCAGUGGUAAUAGGUCAAGUUCUUCACAAGAUGACGGCAAAGGCAAAGAAAUUGUUCUGGUGAAUGCAUUGCCAGAACUUAUACCUGACUAUGAACAGUUCAUCAUUUCGAAUGAUGGGGAGUUGGUCUUGGUCGCCGAACAUUCCCGUCCUCCGAUCAAGCCCAUCCCUACGCCGGUUUUUGAUAGAGUAUUCAAAGAUCUGAAAGCCAGUAAGCAAGACAUGGUGAAAGCUUUGGAAAAAGCCAAAGCUUCUGGCUUGAAUGAUGUGAGUAAGAAGGAGAAUCUUGUUAUGGCUAAGGCUAAUCUUUCUUCCCAUGAAGAUGCCCCAAAGCCUACCUUGAUGGCACGCAGUAGCAAAGCACAGACUUAUGAGUGGGAAGACUCCAUCGAUGAUUCAACUGAAGAAUCAAAUGGUGAUGGUGGAAAGGCUAACAUUUCAAAACGUAAAAAAAUGGCGAUGUCUCCGCUGAGAAAGGAUGGAGCUUCAAAAGGUCCUAGAAAGAUGAAAAUCGGCUGGACAACUGCAGAAACACAGGCCAUAUUAAGAGGCUAUGAAAUUCAUGGUCCCCAAUGGAAGUUGAUAAAGGAAGAGAAUCCAAUUCUAGCCCAUAGAACUAAUGUGAAUAUUAAAGAUAAGUUUCGGGUUGAGAUGAGGCGUCAGGAGGCUUGUGGACGAACCGCUCGUGUGAGUUACACAUGAUUCAUUCCAUUUAUCUCUUCGAAUCUUGAUUCAUCUGUUUCCAUCAUUUUUCCAAUAAGUGUAUAUACAUAAUUGGAACUAUGUAAACAAAAUUGGUCGGAUAACCGAAUUAUUAGGUGGAGGGCAUUAAAGGAAUCCAUGAAAUGGUGGUGCAGCAAUCACAGCUGUAUAAGAUACUCAGUUCAACUAGUGUUAAAGGGAGGCCUUAUAUAAACCAAAUGCUCACAAAUCAAUGGGCACUCACGUCUUAUAAAUCAAUCUUUAAGACUGAACUUGUUAAGAUUGGUAUAGGGCCUGAUGUGAAUUACUGGGUUCUACAAUUGGUGCAAGACUCAAAAAUCCAUGCAAAGAACCAUGUCGUAAAAAAGGGAUCAGGUAAGAAUGGGUGGGUGAUAUGGUCUCGUGUCAACCAAGUAUGGAACUGGUUUAUUGCUGCUGCUGAUAAGCCAAUAAGGCACCCUUCCUUUUGCAAGCCACGUUUUUAAAACGUGGGUCUUGCCUAAUAGCUAGAGACGAGGUGUAUGGACCUAGUGAAAGCAGGGUUCUUAUGGUAGGACACUAGUUCUUGGAUGUUUUAAGGAGUAAUGGUUUUCAUCAUCCACUUGUGUUUUGACACAAAAGUAGCUCUCUUCUUCAUCUUCCUGAGCAAUUGCUGCUUGAAUUAUCGAUUCCUUGAAUUCAGGGACAGGAGUAGGGACCGGGCUUCUGUCAUGAGGAUGGAUAAUACAUGGCGGCGCCCUCUUCUGUGAUAGAUAGUUGCAUCUAUGAAUGUGAAAAGCUGGGUAAGAUGCUGUAGCCUUCUUCUUCCGUUUCUCCUUGUAAGUGCAUAUGACAGUGGUAGUGUAGUGAAUCGUUUCUGUAUUAGGGACUACAUUCUCUAGUCAUCACGGGAACAACUCACUCUUGUCUCUUAGGUUCUCUUGUGUUUAUCAUCAAACUUGCUAGUAUGGUUCCUUUAUCUCA
Molecule: messenger RNA, 2346 nt
Organism: Tarenaya hassleriana
Lineage: Eukaryota; Viridiplantae; Streptophyta; Magnoliopsida; Brassicales; Cleomaceae
Exons: 5
Coding region: 196-1383 (395 amino acids)
Source: RefSeq, a predicted model, not a curated record